AUGGUAAUUUUGUAUAAUUUCAGAGCGAAUGGUCUUGACAUUGGUGGUAAAAAGACGCCAAGCUCGGAGAAUUCCGAUGACUCGGAGAUGGACGAUGAUGAGAUUCUGGAGAGUUCAAUGACUGAAUCGCCAACACCCGAAGAGGAGAGACCACGAGAUUUGACGGCCAAAAGGGAGCUGGUGCAACAUGUCGCUCCGGCCGGUUACAGUGCUUACGAGGGUGCCAUUCACUUCGAUCCGCUCCGAUUGCUAAUGAAUGCUCAGUUGAAUCCAGCACUGAAUCCAACUUUGAAUCCGUUGCUAAAUCAAGCCGCAUUUAUGAAUUUCCAACAGCAAAUCGCAAGGCAUCAACAGCAACAGCAACAACAACAACAGUCCAUUGCAAUCCAGCAAACUAUACAGCCACAACCACCGCAGCAAAAACCAUCUGCACCAGUUCAGACGGCGAAUUCAACCCCAAAACGGUCCAAAUUAAUGAUCGAUGAGAUAUUGAACCUCAAAUCGUCCACAUCUCCAUCAACAUCGUCCUCAUCCGACGCUAAUCCCGAACCAAACCAAUCCACAACUGUCAUCUCACCGAUU
This is a messenger RNA of Anisakis simplex (herring worm), 582 nucleotides long. The record is from the annotation of a GenBank genome assembly. NCBI's taxonomy places the organism in Eukaryota, Metazoa, Nematoda, Chromadorea, Rhabditida, Anisakidae.